Messenger RNA from Agelaius phoeniceus (red-winged blackbird), 876 nucleotides. RefSeq names its product ferritin heavy chain A-like. NCBI's taxonomy places the organism in Eukaryota, Metazoa, Chordata, Aves, Passeriformes, Icteridae. Gene Ontology annotation, molecular function: ferric iron binding; ferrous iron binding. Gene Ontology annotation, cellular component: cytoplasm. Gene Ontology annotation, biological process: intracellular iron ion homeostasis; iron ion transport. The record is from RefSeq and is a predicted model, not a curated record.
GGGCGGGGGGCGCGCCCCCUUCUCUCCGCCCCCGCGGCGGGGAAGGGACAUAAACCCCCCCCGGCGGACGUUGAGCGGCCACAGCCGCGUUCUCGCUUCAACAGUGCUUGAACGGAACCGGCUGCUCGCGGCUCCGUCCGUCCAUCCGUCCGUCCCGCCGCUCCCGAGCCGCUCCGUCCGUCCGUCCGUCCGUCCGGCCGCGCCGCCAUGGAGUCCCAGGUCCGCCAGAAUUACCACCGCGACUGCGAGGCCGCCGUCAACCGCAUGGCCAACAUGGAGCUCUACGCCUCCUACGUCUACCUGUCCAUGGGCUUCUACUUCGAUAGGGACGACGUGGCUUUGUCGCGACUGUCGCGGUUCUUCCUGGAGCAGUCGCGGGAGGAGCGGGAGCACGCCGAGGGGCUGCUGCGCUUCCAGACCAACCGCGGCGGCCGCGUCCUGCUGCAGGACGUCAAGAAGCCGGAGCGGGACACCUGGGGCUCGGCGCUGGAGGCGGUGGAGGCGGCGCUGCAGCUGGAGAAGUCGGUGAACCAGGCGCUGCUGGAGCUGCACGCCCUGGCUGCCGAGAAGGGAGACCCCCACCUCUGUGACUUCCUGGAGUCGCACUACCUGGACGAGCAGGUGAAGGCCAUCAAGGCUCUGGGUGACCACGCCACCAACCUGCGCCGCCUCAACAACGGCGGGGGGGCCUCGAGCGGCCUGGGCGAGUACCUGUUCGACCGCCUGAGCCUGGAGGAGCGCAGCUGAGCCUCCCCGUGCCACCACCGUCCCCCCGAGCCCCCAGACCCUCGUAACCCCUGCCCCAGCCAAGGGGGCCCUGCCUGCUGGGCUCUCCCAGCAUGAUGCCCAUAAAGGGUCUGUCUCUGCCUCCUCUGC